Molecule: messenger RNA, 919 nt
Organism: Syzygium oleosum
Lineage: Eukaryota; Viridiplantae; Streptophyta; Magnoliopsida; Myrtales; Myrtaceae
Exons: 6
Coding region: 284-757 (157 amino acids)
Source: RefSeq, a predicted model, not a curated record
UAGCGUGGGUUACGUUCCCCAAUAGCAGUACGGCACAGGAGGAGCGACAGAGAAUCCAAAGACAAGAACCCAUCUGUUCUGUCCUGCGUUAGGUGAUCAGAACUGAAGAAAAAACGGACAGGAGAUCAACGGAGAAGAGGAGAAAGAAGAAGACGAAAAGAUCGCAUGGACAGUUUCCGAGGUUUGUGAUUGUCUCUCUGUCAGGCCUUUGUGGUGGCUCUUUCCUGGGUACACGCACGGGCCAAUCUGCUCCAGCUCCCGGAUUUGUUUCUUGACAUAUUCCAUGCAUGGGAGCAGAAGUUGUUUUGGAUGCUGUUUGAAGCCCAAACUGACUACUGCAGUGGAUGCGCCAUCAAAAGGGUCAGAAGUUCAUGAUCAGAAGUUGAAAAAUCCAAGCAAAUCAGAAGACUUCUGGAGCAGUAGCACAUUUGAUAUGGACAAUAGUGCAGUUCAGUCACAGGGAAGCAUCUCAUCAAUCAGUACUUCAAACCAGACUAUCGACCCACAAGCUGGCAAUCCUGGGACACCUUCUGAAUUCAUUAAUCAUGGUCUUAUGCUCUGGAAUCAGACUAGACAGCGUUGGAGAGGUAACAAAAGGUCUGAGAACCAGACGCAACAAGUUCAACCUAAAUUAAACUGGAAUGUUACAUAUGAUAACUUAGUUGGGAGCGACAAGCCUUUCCCGCAGCCUAUCCCUCUCUCGGAAAUGGUGGAUUUUCUCGUGGACACCUGGGAACAGGAGGGACUAUAUGACUGAAGAAAUCGCGCGAGCUUAAAAAGAUGUUUAGAGGUUCCAAAUGCUCUUAUCGGCUGCUGUAACAUACAUUCUUUGCUUGAAAGAGAAGUUACUAAUCAAGAAACGCUUUGUAUACUGACUAUGAGGAAUCACAUGAUAAUAUGACUCCCUAGUUUAUUGGCA